This is a messenger RNA of Papaver somniferum (opium poppy), 1347 nucleotides long. RefSeq names its product AP2/ERF and B3 domain-containing transcription factor At1g50680-like. Lineage: Eukaryota; Viridiplantae; Streptophyta; Magnoliopsida; Ranunculales; Papaveraceae. The coding region runs from base 22 to 1140 and encodes 372 amino acids. Gene Ontology annotation, biological process: regulation of DNA-templated transcription. The record is from RefSeq and is a predicted model, not a curated record. Gene Ontology annotation, molecular function: DNA-binding transcription factor activity; DNA binding. The transcript has a single exon.
UUAUCUUAGAUUUCUUGUUUAAUGGAAGAAGAGAUGAUGCUGAGUAUGGUUCCCUAUACAGCAUUGAAUGCUGCUGUAGGAGGAGAAGGUUCGGAUUCUAACAGAAGUAAUAGCAAUAGCCCUCGUGGAUUGUCGAACAAACGUCAUAGACAACAAGAUGGCAUAAAACCUUCUGCAAGAUUUAAGGGUGUUGUUUGGCAGCCAAACGGCAAAUGGGGCGCACAAAUUUAUUCAAACCAUCAGCGUAUUUGGAUUGGGACAUUCAAAUCAGAGUCGGAUGCGGCUAAGGCUUAUGAUAGCGCUGCUGUUAAGCUUCGAAGUGGAGAUUCACAUCGGAACAUUCCAGUGACCGCUCAAACCUCACUGGAACCUGAUUUUCAGAAACCAUACUCAAUCGAUGAAGUAUUGAUUAUGCUCAAGGAUGGAGCAUAUGAAACAAAGUUGCAUGAAUUUAUGAACUCUUCGGAGAAGCAGGAUAGGGAAUCUGGUUUUGGUGUGAACUUGUUCAGAGGAAAUGCUAACGAUGGGUCCAUAAAGUGCCAACAGUUGUUUCAGAAAGAACUAACUCCAAGCGAUGUUGGGAAACUCAACAGGCUUGUUAUUCCUAAAAAGUAUGCCGUGACGUACUUCCCAAAGGUUUCAGAAGCACCUUUAGAAGAAGAGGAUGGUGGUGUGAUAGACGACAUUCAACUGCCAUUCGUGGACAGGGACAUGAAGCUCUGGAAAUUCCGAUACUGCUAUUGGAAAUCUAGCCAAAGUUAUGUGUUUACCAGAGGUUGGAACCGAUUUGUUAAAGACAAGAAAUUGAAGAAGAAUGACGUGGUUACAUUUUAUAGGUGCGAGUGUCGAGAAUGGUCCCAAAACAAACCCUUUUACUUGAUCGAUGUAGCGUCUAAUGGAGAUGAAGAUAAUAGACUAGAUUUACAAUUAGGGUUUAGCCGGAAUACUAUUGAAACUGGACCCUCAGAUAGGACUAUCAAACUAUGGCAAAAUAAGGAAGAAGUGAUUAUGAAAGUUACACCACCACAGCAACAACCAGAUGAGGAGAAAAGGCCUUUGAUUAUGGAAGUUGCACCACCACAGCAACAACCAGAUGACGAGAAAAAGGCUUUCAGACUUUUUGGUGUAAACAUUAAUUAAUUACUAGAGGUUUAUGUUUUGGUGUUUGCAAUUUUUCUGUUUUUAGGUUUUGAGGAAUUUAGACAGAUAUAACAUCAUGAGCAUCUAAUUUUGCUUAUACCUAAUUUUGAACUGUGUAUACCAAAUUCAUUAGUUAUUUGCUUCAAAUAUAUUCAGAGAUAUCUUUGAACUGCAUAUAUAAAAGUGCCUCUAUCUUAGAGCUAUUGA